AUGCCAAGGCAUUCGAGGGGUGGUGGUCGAGGAGGACAGGGCACUAGUCAGAGUGGGGGCAGGGAGGAAAGAGCAAAUGUCCACCGAGGGCAGCACCACCAUGACUGGCAGGCACCACCGCCCCAGCAGCAGCAACCGCAGCCGCAGCAACAGCAGCAAUGGCAGCAGCCACGCCGCAGAUGCAGGCGUCACCACCGUCCUAAUAGUUACAGGGAAGGGGGGGGUAUGACGGGGGUCCUCAAGGGGGCACGGUCUACUGCGGCCAGCAAGGCAACUUCCAUACUGGAAGGUGGGUGGGAGGUGACAGGGGCGGUAACGUGUCUGUCAAGGAGGAAGUGAAGGAGGAGGAGGUGUUGAGGGAAGAAAAGACUACACAUGUUGAUGAAAAGCUCAAAACAGAGUUCCAAGAAGGGUUGUCGAACAAAGAGAAAGAAAUCGAAACUCUGAAGCAGAAGUUGGCUGAAAUGGGAGGUCAGUUCAGACAAGUGAGCCUCCAGGACACGGACGAAAAACCUCGAACAUGUGCAACAGCAGUCGCAUCUGAACCUAGUGUGGCUGCAAGGGAGGUGGCGCCUGUCAAACAAGAGCAGGAAGAUGUUGUGUCUCACUCAGCGACGGUAGCGACGGUUAAGAAAGAACCGGAGAGCAUCACGAUCCAGCCGUUGACCUCGAGGGAGAAACAAAAAAAUACGGGUUAUGUGACGAUGAACAUGAAGGAUUGGACUAAGCUUCCUUGGAUACCACUUGCUGAUUCGCCGGGAGAGCUGGUUUCUUUCAACACAAGGUUGGAAGAUACGGUCAACGAUGUGUUUUUGGCGGUGGGGGAUUACUGUGGAUGGUGGGUCCCAGGGCGGGAAAAACCUGUGCACAGGCAUCUGAUCACUUCCAUUACCCGAUCCAUGUCCCCUGCCCAGACGAUGACGUUCCGCGAGAAGAUAGUCAAGGUCUUUGCGGACACAUCGAAGAAGAUGGAAGAAGGGUCAACGGGUAGGAAGGCGCUGGCAUUGUUCACUUCGGCGUUGGGGAGGUUAGUGAGUUCAUCCUCGCCCGAGAAAAUGGUGGACGACUUGCAGACCUUUGCGGUACCGACUGGAACGCCGUAUAGUGAGUACUUGAGUACCUUGCAGGGGUUGGUGCACAAUGUUCGGAACUUGGGAAUUGUGACGCCGCAGGAUAAGACAAUUCAACUGGCAGUCAGAGAGAGUGUGUCUGAUCAACACAGUGUUCUGACCGCUUCCGUGUUUAAGGGCAAGGAGUUGGGAGUGGUGCCGUUCGAUAACAUAGACACCUUGAUGCAUGAAUUGCGAGAUUUCGAGGCGGUCAAGGGGGGGGCAACGACUCCGACGCGAAGGAUGGCUCAGGUGAAGAGCUCCUCUGGGG
Molecule: messenger RNA, 1380 nt
Organism: Ectocarpus sp. CCAP 1310/34
Lineage: Eukaryota; Phaeophyceae; Ectocarpales; Ectocarpaceae
Source: the annotation of a GenBank genome assembly